AUGACUUCCCGCUUCAACACCAGCGCUACUAUUGGUGAUGUCUAUGCAUUCGUCGCUGCGGCCACUCCGAAUGGCCGUAACCGCGCAUGGGUACUGAUGACAACAUUCCCCAACAAUGAACUGAACGACUGGGAGGUGACUCUUGCCGAUCUGCCUGACUUGAAACGUGGUGGUGUUGUCGUCCAGAAAUGGAAAUAG
Penicillium pulvis is the source of this 198-nucleotide messenger RNA. Its product is annotated as Cdc48-dependent protein degradation adaptor protein (Shp1). The transcript has a single exon. The record is from RefSeq and is a predicted model, not a curated record. Gene Ontology annotation, biological process: proteasome-mediated ubiquitin-dependent protein catabolic process; autophagosome assembly; nuclear membrane reassembly. Gene Ontology annotation, molecular function: ubiquitin binding. Gene Ontology annotation, cellular component: nucleus; cytosol. Bases 1 to 198 code for a protein of 65 amino acids. Lineage: Eukaryota; Fungi; Ascomycota; Eurotiomycetes; Eurotiales; Aspergillaceae.